This is a messenger RNA of Lynx canadensis (Canada lynx), 5863 nucleotides long. It is a transcript of the gene XPR1, whose product is annotated as xenotropic and polytropic retrovirus receptor 1. Gene Ontology annotation, molecular function: inositol hexakisphosphate binding. The record is from RefSeq and is a predicted model, not a curated record. Gene Ontology annotation, cellular component: cytoplasm; Golgi apparatus; plasma membrane. Lineage: Eukaryota; Metazoa; Chordata; Mammalia; Carnivora; Felidae. Bases 178 to 2268 code for a protein of 696 amino acids. Gene Ontology annotation, biological process: cellular response to phosphate starvation; phosphate ion transport. The transcript is spliced from 15 exons.
AGGAGGAAGAUGGCGGGAGGGCGGCUCUGAGGAGACCUCGGCGGCGGCGGAGGAGGAGAGAAGCGCAGCGCCGUGCCGCGCCGGGGCCCAUGUGGGGAGGAGUCGGAGUCGCUGUUGCCGCCGCCGCCGCCGCCAGUAACUGCUGGACCGGAGUGGGAGUGAGGGGGAAACGGCAGGAUGAAGUUCGCCGAGCACCUCUCCGCGCACAUCACUCCCGAGUGGAGGAAGCAGUACAUCCAGUAUGAGGCUUUCAAGGAUAUGCUGUAUUCAGCUCAGGAUCAGGCACCUUCUGUGGAGGUUACAGAUGAGGACACAGUAAAGAGGUAUUUUGCCAAGUUUGAAGAAAAAUUUUUCCAAACCUGUGAAAAGGAACUUGCCAAAAUCAACACAUUUUAUUCAGAGAAGCUUGCGGAGGCUCAGCGCAGGUUUGCUACACUUCAGAAUGAGCUUCAGUCAUCACUGGAUGCACAGAAAGAGAGCACUGGCGUUACUACACUGCGACAACGCAGAAAGCCAGUCUUCCACUUGUCCCACGAGGAACGUGUCCAACAUAGGAAUAUUAAAGACCUUAAACUGGCCUUCAGCGAGUUCUACCUCAGUCUUAUCCUGCUGCAGAACUAUCAGAAUCUGAAUUUUACAGGGUUUCGAAAAAUCCUCAAAAAGCAUGACAAGAUCCUGGAAACGUCUCGUGGAGCAGAUUGGCGAGUGGCUCAUGUAGAAGUGGCGCCUUUUUAUACGUGCAAGAAAAUCAACCAGCUCAUCUCUGAAACUGAGGCUGUAGUGACUAAUGAACUUGAAGAUGGUGACAGACAAAAAGCUAUGAAGCGUUUACGUGUUCCCCCUUUGGGAGCUGCUCAGCCUGCACCAGCAUGGACUACUUUUAGAGUUGGCCUGUUUUGUGGAAUAUUCAUUGUACUGAAUAUUACCCUUGUGCUUGCCGCUGUAUUUAAACUUGAAACAGAUAGAAAUAUAUGGCCCUUGAUAAGAAUCUAUCGGGGUGGCUUUCUUCUGAUUGAAUUCCUUUUUCUACUGGGCAUCAACACAUAUGGUUGGAGACAGGCUGGAGUGAAUCAUGUGCUCAUCUUUGAACUUAAUCCAAGAAGCAAUUUGUCUCAUCAACAUCUUUUUGAGAUUGCUGGAUUCCUCGGGAUAUUGUGGUGCCUAAGCCUUCUGGCAUGCUUCUUUGCUCCACUUAGUGUCAUCCCCACAUAUGUGUAUCCACUUGUCCUUUAUGGAUUUAUGUUUUUCUUUCUUAUCAACCCCACCAAAACUUUCUAUUACAAAUCCCGGUUUUGGCUGCUUAAACUGCUGUUUCGAGUAUUUACAGCCCCCUUCCAUAAAGUAGGCUUUGCUGAUUUCUGGCUGGCCGAUCAGCUGAACAGCCUGUCAGUGAUAUUGAUGGACCUGGAAUAUAUGAUCUGCUUCUACAGUUUUGAGCUCAGAUGGGAUGAAAGUGGGGGCCUAUUGCCAAAUAAUUCAGAAGAACCAGAAAUUUGCCACAAAUAUUCGUAUGGUGUGCGGGCCAUCGUUCAGUGCAUUCCUGCUUGGCUUCGCUUCAUCCAGUGCCUGCGCCGCUACCGAGACACAAAAAGGGCCUUUCCUCAUUUAGUUAAUGCUGGGAAAUACUCAACAACUUUCUUCACGGUGACGUUCGCAGCCCUUUACAGCACUCACAAAGAGCGAGGUCACUCAGACACCAUGGUAUUCUUUUACCUUUGGAUUGUGUUUUGUAUCAUCAGUUCCUGCUAUACCCUCAUCUGGGAUCUGAAGAUGGACUGGGGUCUCUUUGAUAAGAAUGCUGGAGAAAACACCUUUCUCCGGGAAGAGAUUGUAUACCCCCAAAAAGCCUAUUACUACUGUGCCAUCAUAGAGGAUGUGAUUCUGCGCUUUGCUUGGACUAUCCAAAUCUCAAUUACCUCCAUGACAUUGUUGCCUCAUUCUGGGGACAUCAUUGCUACUGUCUUUGCUCCUCUUGAGGUUUUCCGGCGAUUUGUGUGGAACUUCUUCCGCCUGGAGAAUGAACAUCUGAAUAACUGUGGUGAGUUCCGUGCCGUGCGGGACAUUUCUGUGGCUCCUCUGAAUGCAGAUGACCAGACACUCCUAGAACAGAUGAUGGACCAGGAUGAUGGGGUACGAAACCGCCAGAAAAACCGUCCGUGGAAGUAUAGCCAGAGCAUAUCCCUGCGCCGGCCUCGCCUCGCUUCUCAAUCCAAGGCUCGUGACACUAAGGUAUUGAUAGAAGACACAGAUGAUGAAGCUAACACUUGAAGCCUCUGGUCUAGUUUAACAUCUUUGGUUUUCCUACUCUACAAUUCUUUCUUCGACCAACGCAACCUCUAGUACCUUUCCAGCCGAAAACAGGAGAAGACACAUAACACAUUUUCCGAGCUCUUCCAGAUCGGAUCCUAUGGACUCCAAACAAGCUCACUGUGUUUCUUUUCUUUUCUUCUGGUUUAAUUUUCAUUUUCUAUUUUUAAAACAAAUAUUUACUUCAUUUUGCCAAUCAGAGGACAUUUUAAGGAACAAAAACAUAGUAUCUUAUGGAUUGUUUACAAUCACAAGGACACAGAUACCUAUCAGGAUGAAGAACAGGCAUUGCAAGGACCCUCUGAUGGGACGGUACCGAGAUACCUCGGCUUCCGCUUGGCCCGGUUUUGACUGGUUGAAACCGGACAUUGGUUUUUAACUUUUUUGUCCGUUUAUGUGGAGAAUUUUUUCCUUUCCUUCAUACCCAGCGCAAAAGCACUGGCUGCACUUGCAGGGAAAGUGCAACUUAGAGCAGUACCUUCAUUCACGAAGCUACUUUUUAAUUUGAUGUAACUUUUCUUAUUUUGGGGAGGGUUGCUGGGUGGGUGGGAAAUAUGAUGUAUUUGUUGCAUAUAGUUUUCUCAUUAUUUAUGAAACUUAACCAUAAAAGAAUGAUAUAACUCCUGUGCAAUGAAGGUGGUAACAGUGAAAGAAGACAGGGGAAACUAAUGUUGGACCGCAUUUGAGGGUUUAGUCCACAAUACCUCUUUCAUGAGAUAACUUGCACCACUUUGACUUUGAUUUUUCUUUCUUUCUUUUUUUUUUUUUUUUUAAUUUUAAGCCAAAGUUUUAUUACUGAGUUUUUAAGUUGCUGCUGCUUUAGAAUCCUGAGCAUGUCUCUUCUAACAAAGCAUCUAUAUACUUCCACACAACUGGUUGAAAUUUUUUAAGAGGUCUGAUACUUUUUUGUUUAAGGAACAGAUGUGGAAUAUAUUUGCCCAUACUCCAACCAUAACAACUGAAGUUAUGCCUUAUUAAGCUUCAGCAUUUAGGGUAAUUGAAACCUUUCCUAACUCUGAGCUAGAAGAUAAAGCUAUUUCAGAGACUGCCUACACUUUUGUUGGAUAUUUUUUCAUCUGGACUCACUACUUUAGCCAAAAUUUGAUCAAAUUGAAAGUCUGUCUUGGGGAAACCGUAUAUCUGAGAGCAAAGAACAAAUAAUCCUUCCUCUUUCACAUUACAUUAAUAAAACAGACCUUGGCAGCCAUUUCUCCCAGCAGUUUUAAAGGAUAAAUAUUGUAUUUCAUGCCCUCCUGUGAGAGAAAGCCUGCUUUUAAGAUUUUGGGGGUCUAAACUUGGGUCAUAAACAAAAAAUACAUUUCUUAGACAUUUCAGACUCUCAUGGUUUGUGCACAAUGCCCAUUUUUACUUCCUUGUCUAAUUUCUUUCCUGUUUUCCUAAAUCAUCCAAAUAAGCCCCAACCUUAAAGGAUUUUACUUUCUUGAAUGCGGUUGGCACUAAAUUGAGCAUUUUGUUAUCUAUCAAAAUUAAUAUAAAUUCCAGGAAAAAGUGAAGUGUGUUUUAAUCCUCCCAUCCCCCUAGAUCCAGUUGAAGAUUCCAGCAUCAACAUCAGUGGAUUCGUGAAAGUAAAUUACUUCUGUCGUUUAGACGAGAGACAAACGAGCUGUUAUCACUUCCUUAGUCUUAAACACGUGGGUGUUACCCAUUAAUAAGCCCCUUUUGUCAUCUGCCCUUCUGCCAUGUAUUGUAGGUCUUCACUCAUACCUGUCGUGAUCCAGUAGGUUAUAUUCAAGUCAACUGUUACUGCCAAAAUUCCAUCCACUAUUUGUUAACUGACAAAUAGUUCAUUUCCAAAGGAGUUUAUUCCAGUUUUAUUCUGAUAAACUUCCAAAUUUUUUCCCUUUCCAAAUUGAGAUUUUUUUCUGAAAAAUCAUACAAAAUUUUGGCUUUUGUUGUUUUUUUAUGUUUUGCCAAGCAAUGUUUGUUGGCCCAAAAACUGAAGCGGAAUAGUUUAAUUACCUCUCUCUCUUUUUUUUUUUUUUUAGUUUAAAUAAAUUGAAUCAUCAUAAUCAGUGGUAACAAUUUAGUGACCCAUAAUAGAUUAAAGGUUGCAUUAUUUAUACUUGGGAUUUUUUUUUUCUAUUUUGUUUUUGUACUUUAAAACUAUGGGGGAAAUAUCACUGGUCUGUCAAAGAUAAGUCCAGUGGACCAGUCAUUUCUUGUACAAAUAAAACUGGUGGUACUAAUUAAUGUGUAUCCAGAGCAAUUUGAAUUGUCAACUUCAUUUUCUAUUAUUAGUAAAACUAUAUAAUGACACACAUGAAGUCUUACAGUUGACUUUUGGUAUUUGAACUCCCCAGUGUUUUUAUUUCAGUGUAUCCUACGGCCAAUUUGGUCUUUUUUCAACUGUUACGAUCCUAGGCCCUAAUCAGUAUUAUUUUUUCAUAGAUAAUACAAUGUUAGAAUUCCUUUUCUGAUAUGUUUGUCCUAUAAGCGUAGUCUAUUCAAGAAUGAUAAGAUUUCUGUAACUUUCAGCUUACCAUGACAGAUGCUCAAAUAAGUAUUGAAACACACAGCUUCGUUUUCCUCCUAAAGCUGUAAAGAGAAAAGAGGGCUAUUCCUCAUCAAGAGGAAGAGUUUGGGAGACAGAAUAUACAUUUAAAUUUUUUUCUUUGAAAAAAAAGGCAAUGUACAUUUUUCUCUUCUAAAUUUUAUAUGCCCUAGCAGUUGCCAAUGCUGUGUCCUACCUAAUAUUUUAUUGGAGGCGUCUGUACACUGAAACUCUUAGAACUCUUAGGAAAUUAAUAUCACAGGGUCAUUUUAAAGGAGCAGCAAUCUAACCAAAGGUAAAACUUUAUCUGAUUUUAGGUUUGGAAAUUCUAGUUUUAUUUUAUUUGAGAAUCAAUUUAUGUCAUCAGUUUAAAUACUCCCCAAAGGAAUGAAAAGGAAGUAUAAAUAAAAGAAUAAAGUUCGUUGACAUGUGUAAAGAAAUUGGAAGACCCAGAAAAAAUGGCUUAUUUUCUACUCACAAGUAUGCACCUAUACUUAAGCCUGCCUAUGCCAUUAGGAUGGAAUGAAUAGUUGAUGGUUUCAUGCCAUACAGAGAGACAAUAAGAUGAUCAAAAAUUAAGUCAUUGUUAAUUGGGUUAUAAUGGUAAUUUUUAAAUUUGGAAAGAAGUUGAAAACCCAUAAACAACUUUCCUAGUAUCUCAUUUUUCUUAAGAAAGCUGCUUAACUUCAGAUUCAGAAGCAAUGAUGUGAGAGAAUGCCUGACACCUCAUCAGUAACCUAUAUGGACCCUUAAAGAAGGACCUAGUCCCUAGGAUCCAUAACUCCCCCAAAUUUUCAACAUGAGAGUUUUAAGAUUUUAACAGAUUUUACCAGAAGUAAGUUGUGGAUAUAUGGUAUCCUUUCACCAUGGUUUGGUCAAAGUACAUUCAUGAUAAUGAGAAAGCAGUUCAUCCUUUCUUAACAAGUGAAGUAAAACAAGUUAAGAAUAAAAAAAAAGUGACAUCACUGAGUUGUACAGGCAUCAGAUUAACAGACAUUUAGUUGAAGAAAAAUAAAAUAAUUGUGGAGAUAGCAGAGAGGAGCA